CGUGUGUCUGGAGCGCUUAUUCCGCUGGAUGUUACUGAUCCACGCUAGUGAACACACCGAGAAGCGCUGUAUCCCUUCAUUCGCUCAGAAACACAUCGGGUUGCGGAUUUAAACCUGGAUUGAGAUACAGUAUCAGUUUAUGCCGUCUAAUAUUCCGCUUAAAACUGGACCUGUUUGUAAAUACAGCAUAUUAAACCCCUCAUUGUAAAGCAUACAUCUGUGUCUGAGCGCGUUCUCAUCACACCGUUUCCUUAUUUUGUUUUUAUCUGCAGAUAUGGAAGAAGAUAAUCAAGUCCCUGAAGAUCUGUCCUUAGAGGAGAAAGAUGAGCUCUACAACAUACGGCGCAGGAAAAAAGAACUGCUUGAUGAUAUUGAGCGGCUGAAGUUUGAGAUCGCUGAAGUGAUGACAGAAAUCGAGCAGCUCACGUGUGUGGGCGAGAGCAAAACAACACAGAGAAACAAACAAAUUGCAAUGGGAAGAAAGAAAUUCAACAUGGACCCCAAAAAAGGGAUCCAGUUUCUGCUGGAGAACGACCUCCUGCAACAGACCCCUGAAGACAUCGCUCAGUUCCUCUAUAAAGGCGAAGGCUUGAACAAAACUGUUAUCGGGGAUUACUUGGGGGAACGGGAUGAUUUCAACAUCAAAGUGCUCCAGGCUUUCGUAGAGCUCCAUGAAUUUUCCGACCUCAACCUCGUUCAGGCGCUGAGGCAGUUUCUCUGGAGUUUCAGGCUUCCUGGUGAGGCCCAGAAGAUCGACAGAAUGAUGGAGGCGUUUGCGUCCCGGUACUGCCAGUGCAACCCCGGCGUCUUUCAGUCCACAGACACAUGUUAUGUCCUGUCCUUUUCCAUCAUCAUGUUAAACACCAGUCUUCACAAUCCCAACGUCCGGGACAAACCCGCAGUGGAGCGUUUCAUCUCCAUGAACCGAGGCAUUAAUGAAGGAGGAGACCUGCCAGAAGAUCUGCUCCGGAACCUGUACGAGAGCAUCAAGAGCGAGCCCUUCAAAAUCCCUGAAGAUGAUGGCAACGACCUGACACACACGUUCUUCAACCCGGACCGAGAGGGCUGGCUGCUGAAGUUAGGUGGACGUGUAAAAACGUGGAAGAGGAGAUGGUUUAUUCUGACCGACAACUGCCUGUACUAUUUUGAGUACACAACAGACAAGGAACCACGUGGAAUUAUUCCACUGGAGAACCUCAGCAUCAGAGAGGUGGAGGAGCCCCGAAAACCUAACUGCUUCGAGUUGUACAAUCCCAACCAUAAAGGGCAGGUGAUCAAGGCGUGUAAGACGGAGGCAGAUGGGAGGGUGGUGGAGGGAAACCACGUCGUCUACAGGAUAUCAGCCCCCACACCAGAGGAGAAGGAGGAAUGGAUCAAAUCCAUUAAAGCGAGCAUCAGCCGGGACCCCUUCUACGACAUGCUGGCCACCAGGAAGAGACGAAUCGCCAACAAAAAGUGAAGUCAGCAUCCAAACCGCUUCCCCUAAAGCCUAACGCACACUGCCUUCUGGGACAGCCGUUGUGCUCGAGUGCGUUUGAUGGGCCCAACAGUGGGAGAAUUCAUGUUUAUAUUCCCUUUCUUGUGUUUCUGUUCGCCCAGCUGUCCUGCUCUGUUUGUAUCUGCAUGGAUGUUGGUAUGUAUACCUGGGCAGCUCACGCGAGAGUCCAGAGGAAGUCAUUUGUGAUCUCUCACGACAGAUGUCAGAUAGAAAAGCCAUUUAUUUCAAGAGACUAGGCCCUUUCCAACACCCAGCAACCUGAACGCACAGGGCUCUGAGAGAAUAAACCUGCGUGGACGUUAUCUCUUAUGGUGCUUGAAGACGUCCUGCG
This is a messenger RNA of Carassius carassius (crucian carp), 1829 nucleotides long. RefSeq names its product cytohesin-3. Lineage: Eukaryota; Metazoa; Chordata; Actinopteri; Cypriniformes; Cyprinidae. Bases 275 to 1459 code for a protein of 394 amino acids. Gene Ontology annotation, biological process: regulation of ARF protein signal transduction. Gene Ontology annotation, molecular function: guanyl-nucleotide exchange factor activity. The record is from RefSeq and is a predicted model, not a curated record. The transcript is spliced from 13 exons.